UUUACCCAAAACAUACAAAAUGAACCCAGGUUAGCAGCGCCCAUUGGACAUUAAAGUAAGUUCGAGAACCCGAACCGCCUCAUCUUCUCCACUCUUCCCAUCGACAUCUAACUCUAGACUGCUCAUUAGCUUCUCCAUUGACAGAUUUUAGAAGGUUUUGAGGAAGCAGCAAGCAAUGGCCCCAAAAGUCGAGAAGAAAGGAGAUCCGAAGGCACAGGCCUUGAAAGCUGCUAAAGCAGUGAAAUCCGGUGUCACUUUUAAGAAGAAAGCAAAGAAGAUCCGAACAAAGGUUACAUUCCAUAGGCCAAAGACAUUGAAGAAGGACAGGAACCCUAAAUAUCCCCGCAUUAGUGCUCCACCGAGGAACAAGCUUGAUCAUUAUCAGAUCCUCAAGUUUCCCCUCACAACUGAAUCAGCAAUGAAGAAGAUUGAAGACAAUAACACUUUGGUUUUCAUUAUUGACAUUCGUGCUGACAAGAAGAAGAUAAAGGAUGCUGUAAAGAAGAUGUACGAUAUUCAAUCUAAGAAAGUAAACACCUUGAUCAGGCCUGAUGGCACGAAGAAGGCAUACGUUAGGUUGACACCUGAUUAUGAUGCCUUGGACGUGGCAAAUAAAAUCGGAAUUAUCUAAGCGUGUCGUCGUUCUGCAUCUAGCUACCUUGUUUCGAGCAUUUAAUUUUAUUUUGGUUCAAAAGAGUAAUUAUGCAGUGAGACUUCUGAACAUUGAGUUUUAGUUUUAGCUCUUAAAGAUUGUAGCCAUGCGUAACUCCAACUUGAUGAGUUUUCACUUUUAAUUGACUUGUUUUGACAUAUAUAUAUAUAUUGGUAAUGAUGAUUCAGUGCUCCAA
This is a messenger RNA of Gossypium arboreum, 848 nucleotides long. Its product is annotated as 60S ribosomal protein L23A. Lineage: Eukaryota; Viridiplantae; Streptophyta; Magnoliopsida; Malvales; Malvaceae. The record is from RefSeq and is a predicted model, not a curated record. Gene Ontology annotation, biological process: translation; ribosomal large subunit assembly. Gene Ontology annotation, molecular function: structural constituent of ribosome; rRNA binding. The transcript has 4 exons. Gene Ontology annotation, cellular component: ribosome; cytosolic large ribosomal subunit. Bases 176 to 631 code for a protein of 151 amino acids.